AGAUGGCGGCGAGGCGGCAGCUGGGAAUAUGUCAGUGACGUCAGGGGGCGGCGUUCCAGGCUGAGGAGGUGGAAGGAGGCAGCUGAUACUGUGAGAGGAGCGUCAAGGUUCAAAAGUAGGAAGAUAUCCCGAAAUCAUGGGGGAACUUUUCAGAAGUGAGGAGAUGACCUUGGCCCAGCUUUUCCUUCAGUCUGAGGCUGCAUAUUGCUGUGUUAGUGAACUGGGAGAGCUGGGAAAAGUCCAGUUUCGAGAUUUAAAUCCAGAUGUCAAUGUGUUCCAGAGGAAAUUUGUCAAUGAAGUCCGAAGAUGUGAAGAAAUGGACCGUAAACUGCGGUUUGUGGAGAAGGAGGUCAAAAAAGCAAAUAUCUCAAUCCUUGACACUGGGGAGAACCCAGAAGUCCCCUUCCCUAGGGACAUGAUUGACCUUGAGGCAAAUUUUGAAAAGAUUGAGAUUGAACUGAAAGAAAUAAACACAAACCAGGAGGCCUUGAAGAGGAACUUCCUCGAACUGACGGAGUUAAAAUUCAUUCUGCGCAAAACCCAGCAGUUUUUUGAUGAGGCUCAAUUGCAUCAUCAUCAGCAGAUGGCGGAUCCGGAUCUAUUGGAAGAAUCUUCUUCACUGCUGGAGCCAAGCGAGAUGGGAAGAGGAGCGCCGUUACGACUUGGCUUUGUGGCUGGGGUGAUUAAUCGUGAGAGGAUUCCAACCUUCGAGAGGAUGCUGUGGCGUGUAUGUCGUGGAAAUGUCUUCUUGCGGCAGGCAGAGAUUGAAAACCCAUUAGAGGAUCCGGUUACGGGUGACAGUGUUCACAAGUCCGUUUUCAUUAUAUUCUUCCAAGGAGACCAGCUCAAGAACAGGGUAAAGAAGAUCUGCGAGGGGUUCCGUGCAUCACUGUAUCCCUGCCCAGAGACACCACAGGAGCGUAAGGAAAUGGCAACUGGAGUUAACACAAGGAUUGAGGAUUUACAGAUGGUUCUCAAUCAAACAGAAGAUCAUCGACAACGUGUCCUGCAGGCUGCUGCCAAGUCGCUGCGUGUGUGGUUUAUUAAAGUGAGGAAGAUGAAGGCAAUCUACCAUACCCUUAACCUCUGCAACAUUGAUGUGACCCAGAAGUGUCUUAUUGCUGAAGUCUGGUGUCCUGUGGCAGAUCUUGAUUCCAUUCAGUUUGCCCUUAGAAGGGGAACGGAACAUAGUGGCUCCACUGUCCCCUCCAUCUUAAACAGGAUGCAGACCAAUCAGACCCCCCCAACGUACAAUAAGACCAACAAAUUCACAUACGGCUUUCAGAACCUGGUUGACGCCUACGGCAUUGGCAGCUAUCGUGAAAUAAACCCAGCUCCAUAUACCAUCAUCACUUUCCCCUUUCUCUUCGCUGUGAUGUUUGGUGACUUUGGACAUGGAAUUCUAAUGACUCUAUUUGCCGUUUGGAUGGUUGUAAGAGAGAGCCGAAUUCUAUCCCAAAAGAUCGACAACGAGCUCUUCACCAUGAUGUUCAGUGGCCGAUACAUAAUUCUUCUCAUGGGCCUCUUUUCAAUAUACACCGGCCUCAUCUACAAUGACUGCUUCUCCAAAGCUCUCAAUCUUUUCGGCUCAUCGUGGAGCGUAAGGCCGAUGUUCACAGACACUUGGUCAGAAGAUCUUCUUAAGCAUACCUCUGUUCUGCAACUGAAUCCAAAUGUCACCGGAGUGUUCAAUGGACCUUACCCCUUUGGUAUCGAUCCGAUUUGGAGCUUAGCAACCAACAAGCUAACGUUCUUGAAUUCCUUUAAAAUGAAAAUGUCCGUGGUCCUUGGAAUCAUACAUAUGACUUUUGGAGUAGCUCUCAGCCUCCUCAAUCACAUCUACUUCAAGAAGCCUCUGAACAUCUACCUGGGUUUUAUACCUGAGAUGAUAUUUAUGACCACUCUGUUUGGCUAUCUGGUCAUACUUAUAAUCUACAAGUGGUGUGCGUAUGAUGCUUCAACCUCCAUGGUUGCUCCGAGUCUCCUUAUUCACUUCAUCAACAUGUUCCUCUUCAGCUACCAAGACACUAGCCUCCCCAUGCUCUACAAGGGCCAGAUGGGGUUGCAGUGCUUCCUGGUUGUAUGUGCAAUUAUUUGUGUACCUUGGAUGCUUGUGGUCAAACCCCUUAUUUUACGCCGCCAAUACCUGAGGAGAAAACAUUUGGGUACGCAUAACUUCGGAGGCAUUCGCGUCGGUAAUGGACCCACCGAGGAAGAUGCCGAAAUCAUUCAGCAUGACCAGCUUUCCAUGCACUCGGAAGAAGGAGAAGAGCCUGCCAUGGAAGAAGUGUUUGACUUCGGCGACACGGUGGUCCAUCAGGCCAUUCACACCAUCGAGUACUGCCUGGGCUGUAUAUCCAACACUGCGUCUUACCUCCGGCUCUGGGCCCUGAGUUUGGCGCAUGCGCAACUGUCGGAGGUGCUAUGGACCAUGGUCAUGCACGUGGGCCUCAGUAUCCGCAGCCUGGGUGGGGGCAUCGCCCUGGUCUUCGUGUUUUCUGCGUUUGCCACGCUGACCAUCGCCAUUCUACUGAUCAUGGAGGGGCUGUCGGCGUUUCUCCACGCACUCCGGUUGCACUGGGUUGAAUUUCAGAACAAGUUUUACAUGGGGACGGGAUUCAAAUUCCUGCCGUUUUCAUUUGAGAACAUCCGGGAAGGGAAAUUCGACGAGUGAAGAUCCCCUUGUUGCCCCGGUGGAUCCCCCGUGUGAUCAUGUUCUGCUGUGAAGUUCUUGUGGUCAGUGAAACCUCCCGGUGCGCCGCCCGUGCCCACAUAUUGCCCCCUCCUCUCGAGCCUCCCUUUGCCCCACUGCUACAAUAGGAACAUUGGGCCGGCAGCUUUCGGCCUUGUCCCAACUCCAUCUGGGGUCUCGCCGGCGCCGCCACUUGGGCACCCGAGGGUCCCCACUCACUUGCCUUUACUUCCUGUUCUGUGCCCCCCCCCAGAUUAUUAAAUGCAGUAGUGUGAUGCCUUUUACCCAUCCCUAUGGGGGCAGGAAGGCGCCCAUCUUGUCUAUGUGUCUCCCCUAAAUCCUUAGGGCAACUUAUUGAUAUUUUAUUUAUAGCCCCCCCACCCAUAAAGGAAAUGAUAUGCUGUUAUUAGGGGACUAUUAGCCAAGUGAAGGUCCUUCCACCUAAAAUUGUCCGCGCCGCUAUGGCGUCUGUCCCUCAAUGAUGACAUCAGCAGUUGGCACCCAGUAACCAGCUGCCGGGGCCCCAGAGUAUCCUGGUCGUGCCCACAAUCCAACAUCAGAAUGGACUGUACGGGGCAGUAUUAUUGUCCUAGGGCCGCACUGUGCUCUCAUAAAUGCUGUGUAUGUGAUACAGAAAUUAUAGCCUGACGCUUUUUCCAGCUUUAGUUGCCCUUUAAAGUACAGUAUUGUUGGAACUAGUGGGGCCUUGUUGUGUAAGGGAAUCCAUUGUAGGGUUUUACCACAGCCAAUCACUGUUUGCCAUUGGCAUUAUGCUUCCCAUAGGCCCAGCCCCUGACUACAUAACAUUAUGUGGCUAUAACUGUUACAGGCAGGUGUAAUGAGGCAUUUAGUUGUUGCUAAGGGUGUAACCUAUGGCAACGGCUGCAGGAGUUUGGCCAAUAGAUGUGCAGUCUGUCGUAUUACCCUCCAUCCCAGCCGGGGCGAAACUACAGCUUUUAACCUCCCCCUCUCAGCUAAAGUGACAGGAGGAUGCUGGGAAUUGUAGUUUUAUUGUAACAUUAGUAAAUAGGCUCCGCCUCUAGCGAUUGGCUCGCUCCUGUCCGUAUAUAAACUGUAAAUAUAUUUAAUAUAAAGGUCUGUUUUAAAGAUUUCUGAGAACUGCUAUAGUGGGGGGGGGGGGUAUAGAUUUUAUGAGGCGCAGGGCGAGACCCCCAGGGCAAACGAUGAAGGAAGGGCGGCGCCACUGGAACUGGGUCCCACCGUAGCGUUUGCGCCCGUCAUGGCGUCCGUAACGUCGCAUUCCUGUGAUUCUGUGACAUUUUCAUUGUGCGAAUAAACUGUGUAAUUUAUGACUCCCGGAAA
Molecule: messenger RNA, 4015 nt
Organism: Xenopus tropicalis (tropical clawed frog)
Lineage: Eukaryota; Metazoa; Chordata; Amphibia; Anura; Pipidae
Gene: atp6v0a1
Product: ATPase, H+ transporting, lysosomal V0 subunit a1
Exons: 22
Coding region: 137-2674 (845 amino acids)
Biological process (GO): proton transmembrane transport
Cellular component (GO): synaptic vesicle membrane; vacuolar proton-transporting V-type ATPase, V0 domain; proton-transporting V-type ATPase, V0 domain
Molecular function (GO): proton-transporting ATPase activity, rotational mechanism
Source: RefSeq, a predicted model, not a curated record